AACGAUAUGGCAACUCUGUUGUUGGGCCAAGAUGGCGACUGAAGCAUAGAGCGUUUUUCGCAUUUUCAAUUAUUCAAGAAAAAACGCUAUUUAAAGUCGAAAUGACUACAAUUGCGGAUUUGUUCACAAAGUACAAUUGUACCAAUUGCCAGGAUGAUAUCCAAGGCAUACGUGUACAUUGUGCUGAGUGCGAAAAUUUUGAUCUGUGCCUCCAAUGCUUCGCAACUGGCGCAGAGAUUGGCGCCCAUCAAAACAGUCAUGCAUAUCAGUUUAUGGACACCGGCACUGCCAUAUUGAGUGUAUUUCGCGGCAAGGGCGCCUGGACGGCACGCGAAGAGAUUCGCCUGCUAGAUGCAAUAGAACAGUAUGGCUUUGGCAAUUGGGAGGAUAUUAGCAAACACAUUGAAACCAAGUCCGCGGAGGAUGCCAAAGAGGAGUAUGUAAAUAAAUUUGUGAAUGGAACCAUAGGCAAGGCCACUUGGACGCCGGCGCAACUACAGCGGCCCAUCCUAAUCGAUCACACUGAAGAUGACACUGGACCCUUGGGCGCCAAUGCGCUUGCCCGCCUGCCACCCCUAGAUAUAACCAAUGAAGAAGCGCUGCAACUGGGCUACAUGCCCAAUCGUGAUAGCUUUGAGCGCGAGUAUGAUCCAACGGCCGAACAGUUGAUCUCAAACAUUGUAUUCAGUUCGGAGGAUGUGGAAGUGGAUGUCAUGCUGAAACUGGCUCACGUAGACAUAUAUACGCGGCGACUGCGCGAGCGGGCACGCAGGAAACGAAUGGUGCGCGACUAUCAGCUCGUGGCCAACUUCUUUCGCAAUCGCAACUAUGCGCUGCAUCCGGGCCUCACCAAGGAGCAGAAGGAGUUCCGCGAUCGCUUUCGUGUCUUUGCUCAAUUCUACUCCUGCAACGAGUACGAGCGCCUGCUCAGCUCGCUAGAGCGCGAGAAGGAGCUGCGCAUCAGGCAAUCGGAACUAUAUCGCUAUCGCUACAAUGGCAUCACGAAGAUCGACGAUUGCCGGCACUUUGAGCAGCAUGCAGCAAUGGCGACGCACCGCUCCACGGGACCAUAUGGCCAUGGAAAGACCCUCCUUUGUAUUAUCAACGCGCCCAACUCGCAGCGUUUGAAUGGUUGUAUAAGACAAUGUUUAACCACAGGACAACAUACAUCAUUACAAUGGAAGUCUUCGGCCGCUAAGCUCUUCCUUGCACUCCCCUCAAGCGAAUCCCAGAAAGGCCGAACAGUUAAGCGGCGCCGAGGCAAGUUCAAGUUCAAUCGCACCAAGAAGCAUGCACCACAUCGGCGACCCGACCUGCUCCGGCGUAUUAUUGCCCAGCAGAAACUACUUGGAUAGCUAUCGGACAUCGUCGGCAGCUACGACAACGAUGCUGCCGACGACAAUGACAACGGGGACGGUGACGGCGACGGCGAUGGGGCUGAGCACGGACAUGGGCCAGGGGCUGACAUUGGAGUCGGCAAUGACAGCGACGGCAGCGACUUCCACGGCUACGAUGACGGCAGCCCAGGCGAACUUGCCGCAGUCGACAGCAGCAGCGAAGGGAAACCCACAACAUCAGCAGCAGCUGCUGCAAAGCGGCUUAAAAAUGCAGCUGCAGCUAAGCGAUCCCGCCGCCGCCGCCAGCAAUAGUUCGGCAGAGGAACAGCUGCAGCAGCAACAGCAGCCGCCAAGCAUGAGCCAAAUUCUGCGUAGCCAACUGGACGAGCUGAAGCGUCGAUCACAGCCACUGGGAAGCGAUUUGCUCACGCACAAUGAGCUGGAUUUGUGCAAGAAGCACAACAUAACACCCACAACCUAUCUAUCCUUCAAAACGGUCUGCCUGAGUGGUGCUCCAUCUCUGGGCAGCCCCAUGGAAAUCUCGCUGCGCAAGUUCUUUAUCAAAUGCGGCUGGCUGAGCCACUGAACGUGCCACUGCAACUGUUGCCGUCGUUUCUGCUGUUGUUGCCAUUUUCCUAGCAAACACUAUAAAAAAUGAAUUAUUGCUUCAAAGACUUUAAUCAAUAGUUUAUUAUAUAGUUAUAUAUAUAUAUAAAUAUAUAUAGUUAAAAUGUAUGAUAAUAGGUCGCCCUAAACAAAUUGUAUACUGUUCUAUAUAAUUAUAUACAAAUCAUUAUUAUUUCUAUUUUUAUAUUUUUUUUGUACAUAUUUCGUUGUUACCAUUUAAGGUAAACUACAAAACUUCAAUUUGUAUGUAUUUCGACUUUAACUUGUAUCAAGUCAAACGGACAGAUUCCCAAAUUUCUUAGCAACAAAGAGAACAAAAACAAGUUUUGUUAUUUAAAACACAUGUUAGUAAUAUAUGCAAAGUGUGCAAGCGCUUAAGUUCAGCAUUCGUCUGGACGCUUUAGCAAGGGCGAACACAGAGAAUAUUAAAAGAUUUAAGCUUAAGUAGGGCACCUUUAAAAUUCUGUAUGUGAGUAUUCAAUGAAGUGUAUAUGAAAUAAUAAAUGUACUGAAUAAUGCGAA
This is a messenger RNA of Drosophila mojavensis, 2486 nucleotides long. It is a transcript of the gene Ada2b, whose product is annotated as transcriptional adapter 2B. Bases 102 to 1355 code for a protein of 417 amino acids. Gene Ontology annotation, cellular component: SAGA-type complex; nucleus. The transcript has 4 exons. Gene Ontology annotation, biological process: regulation of transcription by RNA polymerase II; chromatin remodeling. The record is from RefSeq and is a predicted model, not a curated record. NCBI's taxonomy places the organism in Eukaryota, Metazoa, Arthropoda, Insecta, Diptera, Drosophilidae. Gene Ontology annotation, molecular function: chromatin binding; zinc ion binding; transcription coactivator activity.